Humulus lupulus (European hop) is the source of this 6097-nucleotide messenger RNA. RefSeq names its product protein MODIFIER OF SNC1 1-like. Lineage: Eukaryota; Viridiplantae; Streptophyta; Magnoliopsida; Rosales; Cannabaceae. The transcript has 10 exons. Gene Ontology annotation, biological process: epigenetic regulation of gene expression. The coding region runs from base 753 to 5495 and encodes 1580 amino acids. The record is from RefSeq and is a predicted model, not a curated record.
CCCAUGUUAACCUUCUCCUUCUCUUUCCCUUCCCGUUUCUGAUCCGAGAACCUCUAAACUUCGAAACUACGUCGUUUCAAAACUCGAUCACAGGAAAAACCCUCUCUGUCUCUCUCUCUCUCUCUCUCUUUGCUUUCGAUAGCUUUAAUUGAUUUUCCUUUGCUUUCAAUACACUUUCUCUCACCGAAAAACCCUCCCAAUUUUUUUUCUUCAUUCUAGGGUUUCCCACGUACCAUUUGAUCGCAGGCAAGUCAAUCUCCGCUAAGGCUAUCACAAUUCUCUUUUUCGAUAUCUUGUAAGGGUGUUUGGUUCCUGAGAAAAUGGAAUGGUUGUUAUUAAGAACGAGAAAUUUGAAAAAAGGGAUUUGCAUUUAGAACUCAGUGUACAUAUAACAUAUGUGUGUAUGUGUAUACAUAUAUACUAGAUGAGCGAAGUUAUUAGACGAAGUGUGUACAGUAAUUAGAAGGUGAUAACAAAAGAUAGUUUAUUUUCUGAUCAUAUCUAAGGAAAAGGGAAACAAUCCAAACCAAACUAGUGAGUAUAUAAGAAAGUGGAUUGCUAACUUGUUGGAAUGAAAAAGAAAAGCUUUGUAAUGUGUUUAAUAUUAUUCAAUUGAAUACUCCUCCUAGUUUAUCCAUUUACUGAAAGAUAAUAUUCUUUGCUUUUAUCGAGGAUGAAAUCUUUAAUUUUUAUUUUAAUAUUUCCAGGUUGCCUGAAGUUUGUUUGAAUGACCUUGCAACGACAAUUGGAAUAUGACAUCAAGUACAUUGUCUGGAGAUCGAAGAUGGCCCUCUUCGGCCAAAAGAGGUGGCUUGACUGUUCUGGGGAAAGUUGUCGUUCCAAAACCUAUUAACUUACCCAGUCAAAGGUCAGAAAAUAAUGGGUCGGAUCCCAAAGUUGAAAUUGUACCCAAGGGUACCCUUGGUUGGGGCAGCAAAUCCUCUUCUCCAUGGGGUUCUUCAUCACUUUCUCAUAAUACUGAUGGUGGUGGCGGCUCACCAAGUCAUCUAAGUGGCCGCCCUUCUUCUGGAAGUGGCACUCGCCCAUCUACUGCAAGCAGUGAUAGAGCUCAUGAACCUACAACUAAUGUAUGUGGUCCAAAUUCUCGGCCAUCGUCCGCUUCUGGGGCAUUGACAUCAAACCAGACAUCACUGGUAGCAUUGCGUCCCCAUAGUGCAGAAACAAGGCCUGGUAGUUCACAGCUUUCUCGGUUUGCUGAAUACUCUGAACAAGUGGCAUGGAAUGCUGCUGGGACUGCAGAAAACUUGCAGGGAGUGACACCAUCCAAGAAUGAUGGAUUUUCUCUUACUUCUAGAGACUUUCCAACACUUGGUUCAGCAAAAGAAAACUCUGAUCAGAGUUCUCGUAGCCGUCCUGGCUCAUCCUCUAGUGGAUUGGGAACAACUAAAGAGAGGAUUGAAACAUCUGGAGCUAGCAAUAUUUCUACCAGCGACAAUGUAAAAAAUAGCACAGUGAAUUCUUGGAAAAGAGACAGUCCACCAAACUUUGAAGAUGGAGGUAGACCUGGUAAGGAAAAGUGGCAGGGGAAUCCCCAAACUUACCCUACCUUUCCACAACAUUAUGAUGGUUGGUGUGGUCCUCCAUUAAAUAGUCCUCAAGGGGGUGUUUGGUUUAGGGGACCUCUGGGAGGUCCAUAUGGAAACCUGGCUGCUCCCGCUGGUUAUCCAAUGGAACCCUUUCCAUAUUAUUGUCCACAGAUUCCCACUGCUUGUCUUCCAAACCCACAUCCAGUUCCCCCACUUGGAGUUGGCCCAAGAGGUCCACAUCCUAAAAAUGGGGAUAUGUACAGACCUCAUAUGCCAGAUGCUUUCAUGGGCCCAGGUAUGCGUAUCCGGCCUGAUUUUUAUCCUGGUCCAUUAGCCUACGAGGGUUACUAUGGUCCUCCUACAGGAUACUGCAGUUUAAAUGAACGAGAUGUUCCUUUUAUGGGAAUGGCAGCUGGUCCUUCCAUUUAUAAUGUGUACUCGGGUCAACGUGCUAUUGAUCCUGGCAAUUCCCAGGGAAGGUCCAGCGAAUAUGGUUCUACCAACCAGACACAGAUAGGAGAACAAGUGGAAUCUAUUCAUCCUAAGGAUAAUCAAGGACCAUACAAGGUUCUUCUGAAGCAGCAUGAUAGUGAUGAUAGAAAAACUGAGGAACAUAGAAGCAAGAGUGUUGUAGCCACUGAUGCAUCAAGGGAAGACCAGCCAAGAACAUUUUGGGAAGAUGAUUGGAGAUCAUAUAAAAAGGAUGAGGGGAGUGAUUUAAGGAAAGCUCCCGUUGAAGAAGCUUCAUUUCAGAAUUCUGACAACAAAGGUGCUCCUUUAGUCCUUGCCAAAGUGAAAUCCCCUAGAAUUGGGGGGAACAUGAAAGCCAUCAUUGACAUUUCAGGGAAGAAAUUGGAAAGUGAGUCCAUUGGUUUGUUAAAGGUUCCACAACCACUCAUUGCUGCCCCAAAAGAUUCCAGUCUGAUUCAGAAGAUAGAAAGAUUAAAUGCAAAAGCACGUGCUUCUGAUGGACGUAAUGAAGCCAUUAAUGCUUCCAGUGGGGAAGAUCGAAAAAAUAAAUUUCAAGCCAAUGCAAAAGUUAUGCAGAAUAGGAAUGAAUCUAGCGUCGGGUCCUCAUAUCUUGAGACUUGUACAACUGAAAUUAGCAACUCUGACACCCAACAAGUUGUCAUGUCAGUUGGAGAUAAGAACCUUGAUUCAAGAGCUGGCACCGAGACAAACAUCACAAGGAGAUCUACACAUUCCUCACAAUCCAGAGAUGAUCAUUAUGGUAGAGGAAGAAUUAUUACCCAGGAGGUUGAAGGCUGGCAAAAGGAGCCUUCAAUUUCUGAAUCUGCUGCUGUUGUAUCCACUGUGUAUUUGGAAACUUCUAAUAUUCAUGUGCAGGAUCACCACAAUGGAUUUUCUGAAAAUUCAGGUUCAGUGUCCCUUUCUCAUGGCAAAUUUGAGGGACGAUCUGUGCUGCCAAUGUUUGAUCGAAGUGAUAACCAAUCCCAGCGUGCUAAGAUGAAGGAGUUGGUUAAGCAAAAAGCCAAGCAACUACAGGAGGAAGAGGAGGAGCGGAAUAAGAAGCAGAUAGCCAGGGCUUUUGCAAAGUUAGAAGAAUUGAACAGGCGGACACAAGCCAUUGAAGUGUCAACUCAAAAGCUGGAAAAUCCUUCAAGUGGUACUGUUCAGAAUAAGCAAGAAGAAUCUCAGCCAUCGGGUGAAUCCUCUAUAGGUGACAAGAGCUAUGGGAUGCCAAAGACAGGUUUGGGUUCUAAAUUAAAUGUAGUUGCUCAAGUUGACAAGGGCUGCACAAGUGGAGUUGAAAAUUCCUGUUUAUCACGUGGAAAACUACCUUCAGAGGCUCUAAAGAGUGUCUCUGGGGAACCUGUAAGGAUGCAUGCUCAAUCCAUGCCCUUGCAGCAAGAGAUUAAUGGUGCUAUUGCUGCUCAUAACAGUAGUGGUCCUCAAGCUCAUGAAAGUAAGGUCUCUAAACAGAAGCAUACAAGUUUUAAGCAAAAGCAAGCCACCUCCACUGAGGCCCCAAAGACUCAGGCGGAUGUAGAAGAUAAAGUUACAUCUCUUGGUGUUGUAGCCAAUGAAGUUCUCUCGAGUGGUGGGUCAACUGUCACAGUAAAAUCAAAUGCCAAUGUAGAUUCCUCUGUGCAUCCUAGAAAGAAAAAUAGUAAGAAUGGGAAGAACAAGCACAAGUUAGAAGAUGCUUCUGCAUUAUCUACUUCAUCACCAUUGGGAUCAAAAGAGAACCUUGCAAAUUUUUCUGUUGAAAGUUCUCAGCCAAAGGCAUAUGAUUUUCAGUUGAAUCCUAGUGCAGUUCAGUUGCAGACCAUUUCGAGAGAUGCAGAUCGGUCUUCAGAGCAACACCCAUCUUCACCAAGUGACGACUCUCAUGGUAGAGUAAACAGCCGAUGGAAACCUCAGCAGUCCCACAGAGUUCCAAGAAAUCCACAAGGUAAUAGACCUUUUGAAAAGUUUCACGGCAAUGAUGCUGUUGUUGUUUGGGCACCAGUUCGGUUACAGAACAAAACUGAGCUUACUGAUAAAGCAAGCCAUAAAAAUGGAGUUGAUGGUGUUGAUCCAUCUGUCAAGUCUCAUCCCCAAGUACAGAACAAUUUGAAAAAUAAGAGGGCAGAAAUGGAGAGGUAUGUUCCAAAACCUGUAGCAAAAGAAAUGGCGCAGCAUGGAGGUAAUCACCAUCCCAUGACAUCUGCAGUCGAUCAUACUAUCUUUGAUGGAUCUAUUGGUAGAGAUAAUUCUGAAAGUACUCAUAAUACUAUGAUGGUUGCUGGGAAAAUGGGCUUCUCUGCGGAGCCCCAGAAUGGGAUUAGCAGGCAUAAUAAACAAGGGAAAGCACAGGGGUCAUGGCGGCAACGAGUAUCAACAAAAUCAUCCAGCACACAAGUUUUGCAAGAUGCUCCAUCAUAUACUAUUAAUCAUGGCCAGGAAAUGCAAAAACUAAAUGCGCAUGAGCACGUGCAAAACCCUGAUGCUAUCUCAGUGCAAGAACAACAGAAGAGUACUACUGAUGAAUGGAGCGCUACUGAUGAAUGGAGCACUACUGACAACUCUGUCUCUGUUGAAUCUAUCCCAGUACCUACAGUAAAAGAUCAGGGAGUGGCAGUUAGAGGGAAGAGACAUGGUUUUAAGGGACACAAAAGCAUGUUGAAUAAUCGUGAUCUUGAUCGAAAUAAAAGCUCUAGUGCGGAGAAUGACAAAAGUUUCACUCAAUCUUCAACCUCUGAGAUGAGUCAGAUAGAGUUAUCUGUUGUUUCAAAAGAAAAUCUAGGUAUUGGGGAACAAUCAAUAUCUCAUUUGCAACCAAAAGCUCAGGCAGUUUCAACUGGUCAUCAACAGGGGAACAGACAUAAUAUUAGUCAAAAUGUUGGUGCUGAAGUUGUUUUGACUAACAAAUCACAAUCCAAUCGGCAUGAUGGGGUGUUGCCACCACCGACACAUGGCAAAGUUACUAAUGAUUCUUUACGCCAGAUUUAUCGUGAUCAGCCAGUUUCUGGAAGAAUCAAUGCUGAGGAUGCAUCACAUGUUAGGCAGCAAGAACCUAGAAGAGAGAGCAAGUCUGCUUCACUCGAGGGAAAACCCCACUUGCCAUACCAAGGUCCUGGUAAUCCAGUUGAACCUCCCCCCGGGAAUUUUGAUGCCAGGCAGGAGCAACACAUGUCAGGAUUUCGCAAAAGAGGAAACCAGAACAGCAUGUUCAACAAAUCUCAAGAAUCACGUGGAGAUUGGAAUUAUUCUGGACAAGAUAACAAGCAACAUAUCCCACCUUCACACAGGGAGAGAUCAAGGCGAAAUUCACAUUAUGAGUAUCAACCAGUUGGACCGUACAACAAUAAAUUUAGCAAUUAUGAUGGACCCAAAGAUGGUACUGAUAGUUCAGGAUCAGGUGCAAGGGCCUGGGGGAGGGGGGGCCAGAAUCAUUCAAGACGUGGUGGUGGAAAUUUUACUGCACGACAAAGUGGAGUUUGAGUAGAUGCUGGUUAGGAUUAGUACCUUUUUGGACGGCAAAGUGGAGUUUGCAGUGACUUGUUAUGGUUAGUGGAUCAUACAAAGGAAAAUCUCUACUCUCAAUGCACAUUGGGAAUAAAAUCAAAUUUCCAGGGUGGUGGAGCAGUCUGCUGAUCAGCAGUAACAAAGCGGACUAUAUUCCAAGUGGUUUGGAGUUUGGGGUAUUUGGAUGUGGAAUUUUUUUAUUUAUUUUUAAAUAGAUUUAUCUUGAACGAACAUUGUGGUUGGUCGCGGUUUCCUGUGGACCCCUUGUAGUUAGUGACACUUUAUUCCUUUGUUUUAAAAUGUAAAAACCCUGUAGAGGGAAUGAAUUAGAGAAGUUUUCUGGUUCUCAAUCUGAUUGCUGCUCACGGUGGAUGUGUAGAACCUAAACCGUUGUAUUUGCAUUUCUUCCACUCCCUUUCUCUGCUGAGUCUAAAAAUCCUGUAAAAGGACAUAUAGUGUAUAUCUGGUUUGUUAAUUCCUCUUACUUGUAAUGAACUUUGGAAGCAUUGGGAGUUGGCUCCUUUAGCUUUUCCAUUCUGUUCAACUUUUUUUUUUUAUUUAAUUUUUUAUAGGUGGAA